Messenger RNA from Aplysia californica (California sea hare), 3960 nucleotides. Its product is annotated as replication protein A 70 kDa DNA-binding subunit. Bases 173 to 1990 code for a protein of 605 amino acids. Gene Ontology annotation, biological process: DNA replication; double-strand break repair via homologous recombination; meiotic cell cycle. Lineage: Eukaryota; Metazoa; Mollusca; Gastropoda; Aplysiida; Aplysiidae. The record is from RefSeq and is a predicted model, not a curated record. The transcript is spliced from 4 exons. Gene Ontology annotation, molecular function: single-stranded telomeric DNA binding; damaged DNA binding. Gene Ontology annotation, cellular component: DNA replication factor A complex; nucleus.
AUCGUGAAAAAUAGCGCGCCAGUCCGAAGUCUGAAGAGAAAACAAAAGUUGCUGUUUCAGCGCCAGUGGAUGUUGUUAAAGGUGACAGUUAGAAGGCUGUAUUUUUCGGUUUGCUUUGUGCUGUCUGUGUUUUAAGAGUGUGUUAAAGCCUGCACAGAAAACCAUCGUUACAAUGAAGCUCAGCAGUGGUGUCUUAUUGGAGAUUCUGAAUGGAGCAACUCCCGAGAAGCCUGUCCUGCAAGUUAUCAAUGCAAAGAAAAUAACUGCGCCCAACACUGUAGACAGAUAUCGACUGCUGCUUUCGGACGGGGAUCAUACGUAUUCCCAUGCGAUGUUGGCCGCUCAGAUGAAUAAGUUCUUGGAAAAUGAAGAACUUACAAGCUAUUCUAUUAUUGAGGUGACCAAGUAUAUGUGCAAUACCCUUGGUGAAAAACGUGUCAUUAUUCUGCUGGACCUAAAAGUCAUAACCAGCGGUACUGACGUUGGAGAAAGAAUUGGGAACCCUGCCCAGCUGGGCCCAAAUAACAUUCCCAAACCCUCUGAGGUACAAAAAGUUGACAAUGAUAACAGUGUCCCCACUGCAGGAGCAAACAGCAUAGCCCAGAAAGGAACAUUGCAGGUGAAGAACAACCAAAACAAUAACAACACUGUCAUGGCAAACAACUCUUCAACGCCAAAUACUCCAAACCGUGCUAUACAUGUGAUUGCGAGCCUCACUCCCUACCAGAACCGUUGGCGCAUCAGGGCAAGGGUUACCCACAAGUCUAACGUCCGAACUUGGAGUAACUCAAGGGGUGAGGGCAAGCUCUUCAAUGUGAACCUUUUGGAUGACAGCGGAGAAAUCCGCUGCACUGGAUUCAAUGAUCAAGUGGACAAGUAUUUUGACAUGCUUGAGGUUAACAAAAUCUAUUACUUUUCAAAGUGCACUCUGAAGACGGCAAACAAGCAGUACUCAACUCUGAAAAACGACUAUGAGAUGACAAUGAAUGCUGAAACCAUAAUUGAGCCGUGUAAUGAUGACGUCAGCCUCCCAGUUUUAACCUUUGAUUUUGUUAAGAUAUCCGAUCUGGAGAAAUGCAAGCCAAACUCUAACAUUGAUGUUGUUGGUAUCGUCAAAGUUUGCAACGAUGUUGGUACAGUGAUCGGUAGACAGUCACAGAAGGAAAUCACAAAGCGAGACCUCCAGAUCGUAGAUCAGUCUGGAGUGGCUGUCAAUCUCACUCUGUGGGGAGAAGAUGCUGUAAAAUUUGACGGCCAAGGUUACCCUGUUGUAGCUGUAAAAGGAGCCAGGGUUUCAGAUUUCAGUGGCAGGUCUCUUUCUGUCUCUGGUGCCAGUCAGAUGAUGGUUAAUCCCGACAUAAAGGAAUCCCACGUCUUGCGUGGGUGGUUUGAGAGUGAAGGCAGGGACCUCUCGUUCAGCACAUUCCAGAGUGAGGGUGGCUCAGCUGGAGGAAACUCAACCAACUGGAAGAUAUUCCAGCAGGUGAAGAAUGAAAACUUAGGCCAGGGUGACAAGGCGGACUACUACACAGCCAAGGGCACUGUGAUGUUCAUGAAGAAAGACAACUGCAUGUACCAAGCUUGUCCUACGGCAGAGUGCAACAAGAAAUUGAUCGAUCAGGGCAACGGGCUGUACCGUUGCGAGAAGUGCAAUCGGGAGUUCCCCAACUACAAGUGGAGGAUGAUUCUGCAGGCCAAUGUGGCUGACCACUCGGACAACCAGUGGAUCACCUGUUUCCAAGAGUCUGCCGAGCAGAUGCUGGGUAUCAAGGCCGAUGAGUUGGGGUCUAUGAGGGAGCAGGAUGAGAUGCAGUUUGAUCAGGUGAUGAGGGACGCGCUGUUCAAGCACUACAUCUUCCGCAUGCGGGCCAAGGUGGAGACUUACAACGACGAGAGCCGCCUGAAGACGGUUUGUGUUUCAGCAACUCCCGUCAACUGGCAGGAAUAUGGUAGGAAGCUUGUGGAGCAGAUUGAGCAGUUGGGUGUGUGAAAAGUAUGAAGACCGCUUUUGGGUGUUUCUUUGUGCUUUUCCCCCCUGUUGUAUUGUUUUCUUUAACUUCAAGAUGUAUUGUGAAAUACUUGAGACCAGUAGGAAUGUUUUGUUUCGAGUAAUCAUAUUCUUGGUUCUGUUAUUUUUUUUCGUAUGUACAGUUUAAUUUCACCAUAAUAUAAUACCUUGCACUCAAAGCUAAGCCAAAUUAGGUGCAUACUUAUUGUUUUGCUGACAUUUAAUUUUUGUUUUGUUUUUGCUUUUGUUUUGCUUUUUUUUCUAUUUAAACUUUUUUCAUUUUUAUAGUUUUGAUCUUUUCUUAGAAAUAUUUCGUUUUCUUUUUGGUGCUGGUGUCACAUCAAGAGUAAUUGGGGGGAGAACCCGUAAGUUGUGUACUGAGUAAUAGAAAGGGUGUUUUGUUUUGGGGUUUUUUAAUUAAAUUUCCAACACCACCCUCCCCCCUUAAUGAUUAAGCAGUUUAUAGCUAAGUGCUGGUACUGUGCACCUGCACUUUUCGUUCAAUGUUUUGAUUUUCUUUGAGAAAUUAACUUGUGCUGUCUUAAUACAUUGCUCUGUUUUUUGCUGAUGAUGCCAGUAAUUGACUAGCACACAAAGCUCAUAUUGUAUCAAUGUUAGACCUGCAUGCUUCUAAAUGCCAAAAACAAGUGUAAUAAAUGUACCUGGAUAGGACCCUAGGUUCUGUUGAUGCAAAGCUUUUAUCGGUAUGUGGCUUGAAAUGGUUGUUAGAGGCUUUACCUCUCAAUUUGUGUCUUCUUAUUUUGAAAGUGGCAUGAUAAAGGUCCAGGGGACAGGAGUAUGGCUUGUGUUUUAAGACCUCGCAUCCUUUUAUUUUAUUUGCCGAAAACAAGUGUAAUCAUGGUGUACUUGGACAAGAUCCAGGGUUCUGUUGAUGCAAAACUUUUUAUCGGUAUGUGGCUUGAAAUGGUUCAAGACCAAGGUCUGAGAAGAAAAUCACAUUUUGGGGUUGAAUUCAUCAUAGGCUGUGUUGUCCCUUACAACAAGGUACAAAAGCAGUAGCAUACAUGAAGGAAUAAAGGCCAUUGCUGUAGUUGUGCUGAUCCAAGAGACAUAUGUGAAGCGUGUUGACAAAAUGAGUUACUUCUCGGGUUCAAGCCUUUUAAAAAAAAAUAGAUACAUCAUUUUUAUUACAUCACACUUAUAGGUGAAGUUUUUACAAUUUAUAAAGUAUGAAAUAAUAAAAGACAUGUCAUAGUUUAAGAAAACGGCGUCAAUAGAAAAUCUACAAAUUUGACCUUAUUGUCGAUUUUUGGCCAAUAUCUCCAUUUGUCGAUUGCGAGAAGUAACUCAUUUUGUCAGCAUGCCUCACAUAUUAAUAAUUAAACUUUUUGAUGUAAUGUAAUACAGUUUAUAAAUAGAAAAGUGGAAGGUGGAAGUUAAAGUCGCAGAACUGACAGUUUUUGGUGCAUUGGUUACCAUAUAAUAUUAUGGGCUUUGGUUUUAUAGUUCUGUAUCAUGUAUGUGAAUAAAUUAUAGGUGCAGAGGGUAGAAAUACAACGAGAGAGGGUCCACUGCAUUGUUUUGCUGCUGUGAGGUUGCACUGCUUUGUUCUUGAUUUUUUGGUAAAGUACCCGGUAACACGGGCAUUAUUAUUAGGUUCUCAAGACGUCAAGGGUCCAACCAAUGUAAUUAAUGUGUAGAUUUGGUUUCUCUCAGCUGUUGUUAAAUAAUGUUAAUGUCUUUCUUUCUUUUUAGGUCAAAGUUUUGUAUAUUGGUAAGACACUUAAUAGAUAACUUACUGGCACAGUAUAGGUUACCAGGAUUUGAUAUUAAAUCCCUACACCGGUAGUUUUGCAGUUUUUCUGAGCUAAGACUAAGACUUCUUUGCUCAGACCUAUCAUCAGAGUCUGAAAUUGAAUUUAAAUGAUUGCCAUUAUCAUUAUUGUCAUGUUACAAAUGGGUUGCGUGUAUUGUUGGAACCAGUCAAUGAU